AGCUCAAAAAGAGAACGAGGGGAGAGCUAGAGGGGUCUGUGUCUGUGCGGGGCAGCGGCGGCGGCGGGAGAAGGUAGUGCACAGCCAGCCGGACAGCUGCAUGGACCAGUGAGAGCCCCUGCGACUAGCUCCGCGCCAAAGGCUAGGAGGCGGCAGCAGUGGCAGUAGCGGCAGCGGCGGCGGCGGCGGCGGCGGCCGUGGAGGAGGAGGCGGCUGAGCGGGAGGACGGCGAGGAGGAGGAAGAGGAGAAGGAGGAGGGCAGAGGAGUCAGGCGCCACUGCCAUUUGAGCAGCGCCUUUCCAGCUUUUGCGCGCUGACCGCCGUGCCGGAGUGCCCGCUAUGGAACAGGAGAAAUAUCUGCCUGAGCUGAUGGCAGAAAAAGAUAGCUUGGAUCCAUCCUUCGUGCACGCAACGCGCCUCCUGGCCGAAGAAAUUGAAAAGUUUCAGGGUUCUGAUGGGAAAAAAGAAGAUGAAGAAAAGAAAUAUCUUGAUGUCAUCAGCAACAAAAACAUAAAACUGUCAGAACGAGUACUGAUUCCUGUCAAACAGUAUCCAAAGUUCAAUUUUGUGGGGAAAUUGCUCGGACCAAGAGGAAACUCCUUGAAGAGGCUACAGGAAGAGACAGGUGCUAAAAUGUCUAUCCUGGGGAAAGGAUCAAUGAGAGAUAAAGCAAAGGAAGAAGAACUAAGGAAGAGUGGGGAAGCCAAAUAUGCACACUUGAGUGAUGAACUUCAUGUGUUAAUCGAAGUCUUUGCUCCACCUGGGGAAGCUUAUUCACGUAUGAGUCAUGCAUUGGAAGAGAUUAAGAAGUUCCUUGUUCCAGAUUACAAUGAUGAAAUUCGCCAGGAGCAAUUGCGUGAGUUAUCUUAUUUGAAUGGCUCAGAGGACUCAAGUCGUGGAAGAGGUAUUAGAGGAAGAGGCAUCCGGGUACCUCCUACAGCUCCUUCAAGGGGCCGUGGGGGUGCAAUUCCUCCUCCCCCACCACCUGGACGAGGUGUUCCAGCGCCCAGGGGGACAACUGUGACACGUGGUGCUCUUCCAGUACCCCCAGUAGCAAGAGGGGUUCCAACUCCUAGAGCAAGGGGAGCUCCAGCUGUUCCAGGAUACCGGCCACCCCCUCCCCCAGCCCAUGAGGCCUAUGAAGAAUAUGGAUAUGAUGAUGGCUAUGGAGGUGAAUAUGAUGACCAGAGCUAUGAGGCCUAUGAUAGCAGCUAUGCGACCCAAACACAAAGUGUGCCUGAAUAUUAUGACUAUGGUCAUGGAACAAGUGAAGACGCCUAUGACAGCUACGCACAAGAAGAAUGGGCCCCAACCCGUUCCAGCCUAAAGGCACCACCUCCAAGGGCAGCCAGAGGGGGAUACAGGGAACACCCCUAUGGGAUUACUGCUCAUGAUUACCCCCUGUACUUCUUGUGUAUUUCUUCCUAUACUGUUGGCGUGACAUUGACAUUAGUAUUAUUUUAUAACACGGACUUAAAAGACUUUGGCAAGCAUCGUCUAUAAACCACUCAAUAGGAUGAUAUACUCUUGGUUGUUUUUCAUUGUUGUGUGUAUUUUAUUUCAUUUUAUUUUUUAUUAAAAGAAAAAGCAUGAAGCUGUUACCAGAUCUUGAGUUUCUACCAACUAGCUGAGGUUGAGCUUUGUUUAGGGUUGCUAAAAGAUUGUAAUAUGAUUUUUGAACUAGAUGAUAAUCAAGAUGUAGAUAAGCUGUUUUAACCUGUCUUUUAAUAUAUGUUAGUUAGAUGAAGAUGUUCGAUAUUCAGUUUGUAAAUUUAAUUUUAAAUGCUGUUUUAAUGGGGUUGAAAACAAGCAGCUACUGUAUGUAUGUAGCUAACUGAAUUUGUUCAGUGUUUUAACCUGUAUUUGUUAAAAAAGAAAAAACCACAUAAAGUUCCAUGUGUAAGCUUCUCUAAAUAGGAAACCACAAUUUUGUCAAAUAUGUUUGCCAUAAUUUGUCAAUAAAGCUGAAACCUUUUGUAACAAACUAAAUUUGGAAUUACUUGUUUUCUAGCUUUAAAUGCUUGCUUUAUUUCUUCUUCAAGAGAUGCCUAAAAUGUUUUCUAUUUAAAAUUACAAAAAUGAACCCAAGUCUGUUUUAAGAAUUUUGUGUAAGCCUUUAAAAAAUUGUAUUAAUAACUUCUGGUUGUUAAAUAAUUUAAAAGUUAACAAACUAAACUGUUACAUGAAUCAUGGUUAGUAAACACUAAUGUAUAACAUGUUAAUGGAAAAACUGGAUUUAGAAUAAUAAAUGGAUUUUAAACUAUC
Molecule: messenger RNA, 2265 nt
Organism: Phascolarctos cinereus (koala)
Lineage: Eukaryota; Metazoa; Chordata; Mammalia; Diprotodontia; Phascolarctidae
Source: RefSeq, a predicted model, not a curated record